Mytilinidion resinicola is the source of this 1885-nucleotide messenger RNA. RefSeq names its product MFS general substrate transporter. Lineage: Eukaryota; Fungi; Ascomycota; Dothideomycetes; Mytilinidiales; Mytilinidiaceae. The coding region runs from base 118 to 1650 and encodes 510 amino acids. The record is from RefSeq and is a predicted model, not a curated record. Gene Ontology annotation, molecular function: transmembrane transporter activity. The transcript is spliced from 5 exons. Gene Ontology annotation, biological process: transmembrane transport.
AACAGCCAAGCCCAAUCCACGCGAGAUAACAUCUGGCUUAGCCAUGUAUUUGCGCUUGGGAACCAUGCCUCACUUUUCGGUGAACUGAUUGUUGUCUCAGCAUUGCGCUGGUCGUUUAUGAUGACUAGCACCCAGCCCGAAAAGGAGAUGAGCAUCGAGGCUCCAGCCUCACUCGGUGAUAUGGAGACUGAGUCUAAGGAGGGUCAGGUCACGAUCCUUCCCAACACGAAGACGACAAAGGAUGGCAUCCUGUUGGUGCCUCAGCCGACCGAUGACCCAGAAGAGCCUCUAAAUUGGAGCUUCUGGAAGAAACAUCUAGCCUUGGUUGCGUUGGGUUUUGAAACAUUCUUGGUCAAGUUCACCGCAACGCUACUUGCCCCCGGUGCUCAUGGGCUCGCUAUACAAUUUCAUACCUCAGCGCGAAGAGCUUCAUACAUUGCGUCCGCUGCUGCAGUAGUGCCUUCAGUUGCGCCAUUCCUAUGGAUUCCCCUAAGCCAAAGAAUAGGACGACGGCCUGUGCUUUUAGGUGGUAACUUCAUCGCGAUUAUAUUUACCGUUGGUCUAGCCAGAUCCGAGACUUAUGCCCAAGCAUUAACACUACGCCUAUUUGCCAUGUUUUUUGCUUCAGUUGGCAUAUGCAUUACGCCAGCGGCCAUUUCUGACAUGUUUUUCCUCCAUGAGAAGGGCAAACGCAUGGGAUAUAAUACAUUUCUCCUCGUUUGUGCGCCAUAUCUUGGUGGUGUAGCUGGUGGAUCAAUACAGUAUAAUCCGCAUCUUGGAUGGCGCUGGGCUAUGUGGAUCGCAGCAUUAUUAUACGCCGCUCUUCUCUUUGCUCAAAUAUUCCUAGUCCCGGAAACGAUAUACAUCAAAAAGCAAGCCAACGCAGAAUCAGAAGAAACAAAACGCUCCAUCUGGCGCCGCCUAGGCUUCAGGAAACCCCACAACGAGGAGCCCAUGAAAGUAACAUGGACCCGUAACUUCAGAAUGUUCGCGUACCCAGCCGUUGUGCUCCCCUCAUUCUGGUUCUCGAUCUGCUUCAUGACCGAAGUCGCCAACACGGCCGGCUUCCCUCUGCAAUUCGGAAAAGGAACCCACUACAACUUCAACACGCAACAAGUCGGCUUCUGCUCCUUUUCCGGUUUCAUUGGCGCCGUGCUUGGGGAAGUCGUGGCUGGACCUAUCUGUGAUCUCGUUGCGCAAAGGCAUCUGAAGAAAGGGAAGAAGUGGGUCCCGGAAUUGCUUCUCAAGGUCGCAUGGACGGGCAUAAUUUUCAUUCCGGCUGGCGUCCUCCUGUACGGCCUCGAACUCAACUACCCCACCAGCUGGGCUGCCGCUCUGACCGGCAUCGCCAUCUUCGCCUUCGGCCAAGAAGUCCUCAUCACCGUCCUACUCACCUACAUGACCGACUGCUACCCGCACUCGGCCGCCGAGUGCGCCGUCGUGUUCCAGUUCUUCUUGAAUCUAAACGCUUAUCACCCGCCCUUUUAUGUCCCGCAGUGGAUCCUGCAGCCAGGCGGCGCGAAGGUGCCGUAUAUUGUCUUUGCGGUUCUCCCGAUCUUGUUUUUCCCGCUUGGUAUCGGCAUUUUUAUGUGGAGGGGACCACAGAUUAGAGCUAAGGGGAGGAUGUUUGCCCCACGUCGCUUUCGUUGAAAACAAAGUGGAGGGCUAUAGAAUGGCAGGCGUACUUGGAGUUUGUCGAUUCAGAAAUGCUUUUUAUAUCCCUCAUUUGAGCUGAAUCUUUUGAGCGAGAGAGAGCCUGGAUAUCUGUGGGAUGCUAUGUGAAUGGCAUAGAUGUAAGGAUAAUCCAGAUCCACGUUUAUAAGCACUUGAGAUGUAGUGGUCAGACUUCACGUGACAAAGCCUAACGGCUAACUGCUAUCCAUAA